Messenger RNA from Eurytemora carolleeae, 341 nucleotides. RefSeq names its product copine-3. Gene Ontology annotation, cellular component: plasma membrane. Gene Ontology annotation, biological process: cellular response to calcium ion. The record is from RefSeq and is a predicted model, not a curated record. Gene Ontology annotation, molecular function: calcium-dependent phospholipid binding. NCBI's taxonomy places the organism in Eukaryota, Metazoa, Arthropoda, Copepoda, Calanoida, Temoridae.
GGUUUCUUUAAAACUCAGUUUCAGAUAAAAUGUCGAUAAAGAAGCAACGGAUGAUUAAACUCCAAUUUUCUGGAAGAAGUCUUAAAAACCUGGAUGUAUUUUCGAAAAGUGAUCCUUUCCUUAUUAUCAGCAGGAGAAAUGCAAGCCAAGUGCUCACCCAGGUGCGUAGAACUGAAACCAAGGAUAACAACUUAAACCCUGACUGGUCUGUUCUCUACAUGUCUCUAAACGAACUCUGUGAAUCAGAUUUUAACAUGAAGCUUCAGAUAGAUGUGAAAGAUGAUGAUGGGGCGACCUCAGAACUAAUUGGAAGCGUUGAAGUUACCCUGGCUGAUUUAGAG